Molecule: messenger RNA, 1881 nt
Organism: Fukomys damarensis (Damara mole-rat)
Lineage: Eukaryota; Metazoa; Chordata; Mammalia; Rodentia; Bathyergidae
Product: putative DMBT1-like protein
Exons: 10
Coding region: 1-1140 (379 amino acids)
Cellular component (GO): membrane
Source: RefSeq, a predicted model, not a curated record
AUGUUUCUGAAAGACCUGGCCGAGGCCACUGUUGUGUGCUGCCAGCUGCAGUGUGGCCAGGCAGUGGCAGCCUCCUCAGGGGCUCACUCUGGAACAGGCUCCAGGAAAAUCCUGCUGGAUGGUGUGCAGUGUGUGGGCAGUGAGAGCCACCUGGGCCAGUGCAUGCAUGGGAGCCAGGCUGGACACAAGUGUAGGCACCUGGAGGAUGCAGGAGUCAUCUGUGCAGGUGAUGGACUGGCGGCAGCCCCCCACACACCGCAGUCUCCUCGCCUUCCUUUCACAUCCACAGCGGCCGGACACGUAUCUUCAACCACAUUUCCUUUCUCUGAAACUGCUGCCCUGAAACUGAUGCUCAGGCCGGAAGGCAGGGGAAGGGGUUGUCUAGCAGUGACUAAAAAGGUGGUACUUUUCUUUGUCCUUACCCUCUUUCCUGCAGAUGGAGGAAAUCUCUUCACAUCCUCUGUCUGGCCUGCAGCUCCACAGACCAUACUCACACCUACAGAUGCUGAAUCAUCCACCUCCCAACCAGAAGGAGGCUGGGUCCCUGUGUGGCUGGUAGGCACUGAUGAACGUUGUGCAGGCCGUGUUGAACUUUUCUGCCAGGAAGUCUGGGGGACCGUGUGCGAUGAUCUCUGGGACUUUCCACAAGCAAAUGUCAUCUGCAGGCAGCUGGGAUGUGGCUGGGCCAUUUCAGCCCCGGUUGAGGCCCACUUUGGGGAAGGUUCUGGGAAGAUUCUCCUUGACAAUGUGCACUGCAGGGGAACUGAGCAGCGCCUUGAGGAAUCCACUCAUGUUGGCUGGUUCUCCCACAACUGCGGUCAUGGGGAAGACGCCAGCGUGAUCUGUUCAGAUGCUGAAUAUUCAGUGGUCACAUCACCAGGUCGCCCAGUGGCUGUCUUGGCAGCAACAAUGGCUACAGAAACAUAUCGGUGUGGUGGCACUAUUACUAACUCAUCUGGAGCGAUUCGGAAUCCCCCAAAGAACGAAAUGCAUGACAACAUAACCUGCAUGUGGGAGAUCAAGGCCAAUGCGUCUGAUCACAUACUGCUGGCCUUUCCGUAUCUCAAGCAAGUACUAAACUCACUAAGUACUCUGGGCAGUUUGAAUUCUACUCACUUAUUCUCUUGUGGAUUCACCUAAGCAAGAGUCCUUUGUGCAUUUUAAAGUUUUUAUUUUUAAAUAAGUAGACACAUAGCAUACAAAAGUAUUACUGUAACUAUAGAACAUUAUCAGAACCUGGAAGUUGACACUGGAUAAUGCUCUUAGCUAGACACAGACCCUAUUCAAUUCCCAUCCAUUUUACAUGCACUUAUUUGUGUGUGGGGGUGGGGGGAUCCACUCAACUUUACCCCAUGUGUAAGUUCAUGUAAUCGCUACCAUAUUCCAGAUGCAGACCUGUUACAUUACCACAAACCACUGAAACCAUAUUCGUCCACUGCCCCCUCUGUCCUCUCAGAUUGUAACUGAUUGUCUCUACACUUUGUUGUUUUGAUAAUGUUAUGUACGUGGGAUCAUAUGCUGCAUAGCUUUUGGAGAUGGAAAUCUCGCACUCAGGAUGAUUCCCUUAAGAUGUAUCCAGGCUGUUGUGUGCAUCGAUAGUUUGAUCCUUUUAACUGCUGAAAAGUGUUCCAUUCGUAUGUUUACAUCAGAGUCUGUUUAAUCCUUUCGCUUCUGGCAGACAUCUGCGUUGUGUCCAGUCUUGGGCUGUCACAGAUAAAGCUUCUAUAAACAAUCUCAUAUAAGUUCUUAUGUGGACGUUAGUUUUCAUUUCUCAGGGAUAAAUGCUAAUGAGUAUGAGUACUAGAUUGUAUGGUAAGAACACAUUUAGUUUUUUUACAACAUGCUGAACUCUUUCAGUUACUUCCAUUUCACAAUUCUAGC